Molecule: messenger RNA, 2165 nt
Organism: Marchantia polymorpha subsp. ruderalis
Lineage: Eukaryota; Viridiplantae; Streptophyta; Marchantiopsida; Marchantiales; Marchantiaceae
Source: the annotation of a GenBank genome assembly
GUCCCCCUUUAAGGUUUUAGGUCCAGAACUCCAAGAGUAGGUGGAUUCCCUCGAUCAAAUUUCCAUUCUGUCGACAUCAUCACGAGGAAGAAGCGAAACUGCCUGCAAGCGAGGGUCGCUGGAAACAGAGUAGCCGUGAAGAAGUGAUCCGGUGCUCAAUGAGAGGGCUGUCAAAAGACUUACGUCGUAGGAGUCGGAUGGGGCCUAAGAUCGAGAAAAAGCCAGAUGGCUUUUUCUCGAUCUUAGGAGAUCUCGAUCUUAGGAGCCAAGUGAAACGACUCAAAGAUAUCGCUAGAGGGGAGCGCGUUCCGGACAAGCUUUCAGAGAUAAAAGAUAAUUCUGAGUUUUCUUUAGCCGCAUGUAGCGAAACAACCGCAAAAUUGUAUCUCGAACGACGACUCAAAGAUAUCGCUAGAGGGGAGCGCGUUCCGGACAAGCUUUCAGAGAUAAAAGAUAAUUCUGAGUUUUCUUUAGCCGCAUGUAGCGAAACAACCGCAAAAUUGUAUCUCGAACGCAUGUUUCCCGUGCCCCCCCCUGGAACCGAGUUUAAUGAUUUUAUUGAGUUUAUUGACUUACAAGAUUUUAGGAGCGACUGGUAUGUGCUUUGGUUUGAGCUAAAACCCCUUGAUUUUAAUGAUUUUGUUUGCUUUCAAUCUGGGGAGGCCGUGCCCCACCCUGCCCCGCCCUGUAGCUCCGCCUCUGGCCGGAAGGCCAGUGAAUCGAAUAGGAGAGUCUCGUUCUUUACCUGUGCAGGAGACUCUAAAUUAAAAGCGGAGGCAGACCCCAGUGUAGAUGGUGAAGACGUGAAACAACUCCGAGAUGUCGCUGCCAAGAACUGCGUUGGCCAUGGCGGAGCCAGAGAAAUAUCUGAUUCUCGUGCCUGGCGUUUGAGGAGGGAGGACGAGAUCUCCCAGCUUCACCCUGAAUUAAAAGCGGAGGCAGACCUUAGUGUAGAUGGUGAAGACGUGAAACAACUCCGAGAUGUCGCUGCCAAGAACUGCGUUGGCCAUGGCGGAGCCAGAGAAAUAUCUGAUUCUCGUGCCUGGCGUUUGAGUAGGGACGAGAUCUCCCAGCUUCACCUUGAAUUAAAAGCGGAGGCAGACCUUAGUGUAGAUGGUGAAGACGUGAAACAACUCCGAGAUGUCGCUGCCAAGAACUGCGUUGGCCAUGGCGGAGCCAGAGAAAUAUCUGAUUCUCGUGCCUGGCGUUUGAGGAGGGAGGACGAGAUCUCCCAGCUUCACCCUGAAUUAAAAGCGGAGGCAGACCUUAGUGUAGAUGGUGAAGACGUGAAACAACUCCGAGAUGUCGCUGCCAAGAACUGCGUUGGCCAUGGCGGAGCCAGAGAAAUAUCUGAUUCUCGUGCCUGGCGUUUGAGGAGGGAGGACGAGAUCUCCCAGCUUCACCCUGAAUUAAAUGCGGAGGCAGACCUUAGUGUAGAUGGUGAAGACGUGAAACAACUCCGAGAUGUCGCUGCCAAGAACUGCGUUGGCCAUGGCGGAGCCAGAGAAAUAUCUGAUUCUCGUGCCUGGCGUUUGAGGAGGGAGGACGAGAUCUCCCAGCUUCACCCUGAAUUAAAAGCGGAGGCAGACCUUAGUGUAGAUGGUGAAGACGUGAAACAACUCCGAGAUGUCGCUGCCAAGAACUGCGUUGGCCAUGGCGGAGCCAGAGAAAUAUCUGAUUCUCGUGCCUGGCGUUUGAGGAGGGAGGACGAGAUCUCCCAGCUUCACCCUGAAUUAAAAGCGGAGGCAGACCCCAGUGUAGAUGGAUCCAUCGACAAGGCGACAUAUGCAGAUCGAAAUUGCUGCGAACGCCCCGGCAAAGGUCGAAACAGCGAGCAGAACAUAUUUUCCAGAUUUGUCACCCAAUGGAAACGCUUUCGGUCUUCAGCUGGAUGCGGAUCUUGUAGCGAAGCUGGUUUUUCAGAGGUAUUUAGUUCUGCUGGGCCGCUUGGAGCUCAUGUUCAUGUAGAUUCUGAUAUGAGAGAUGCGCAGGCAGGGUAAAGGGUCUCACCUCAAUCUCUAGAAAUAAUGACCCUUCGGAUCCUAAAGGUUAGGAUCCGAAGAGGUGUUUAGGGUUAAAGACCUAAACCCUAAACCUCGUGGUCGGAUGCCCUCUUUGUAACAUGUGUCAAUUUUUGCUGGUUGAAAAAAUUAAAAUUAUUCUCU